AUGUUAUUUUUCAAGCGUUCUCCUUUUUUGUCCCGACAGAAGGAGCUCUGCGCUGAUCGUGAAAAGAAGUUACAACUUGCACUAGAAGAAGCAAUAGCUUUGGACGCAUCCAUGCGCAGCACAGCUGAAUGGCUGACAGAAGCAGAGCAGCGACUGGCGGCAAUGGAGCCGGUCAGCCGAUUGGUGGACGUGCUGGAGGCGCAAGUCGCGGAAAAUGAUAAAUGGGUUGAUGAAGUUGUCGUAAGAAAACAACUAAUGGCGGAACAGCAAGCUGCUGGUACGCGACUCCAGUACUAUUGCGAGAAAAAAGAUGCCAUCCCCAUCAAAAAUGGGCUGGUAUCCUUGAAGCAUCGCUUCGAGAAAGUAUCGAGUAGAACAGCUGACCGCACCAAGCAACUUAAUACAGCAUUGGAUGAAGCUCGGAUCUGGGAGAAGGGUAUCGCCAGUAUUCACGGAUUUUUGGAUGAAGUCGAAGAAAGUCUCCCCGACGCUCAACUGCCAACAAGUAAUGUUGAUAAACUGAAGAACUCGUUGGAGAAAAUCAAGGUCGUGCAAGCGGAUGUGACCUACCGACAAGCCGACUUCGAUACUACUUACAAACGUGGAAAGAGUCUAAUGGAUCGAGCUCCACGAUCUGAAGUGAAGAAAAUACAGGAAAUAAAUGAGAAAUUGAGAAAGCGUUGGAAUGCUAUGCUUGAAGCAAUCAGUCAAAGACGUCAAGCUGCUGAGCAGAUCCUCCUCGACAGCAGCGCCUUUGAUGAAGCCAUCUUGGAAUUGGAGUCAUGGGUAGAUGUUGAACUAGCGAAAAAUGCGGCUAGUGACGGAAGAGUUCACGGCGACGUGGAAACUGUGAAAUCCCUUGUGGAUGAGCACAAAAAGCGUGAAAACGAGCGAAGUGCUAAGAAGAGAGCGUUGGACACCAUUAUGAGCAAGGCGGCAAAACUAUCAGGCAAUGAUAGCGACGAAAACAGUCACAUUAAUGGUGUAUGCGACAGAGUGAAUGAGAAAUGGAAACGUUUGGAAGAAGAGGCUAAUGCUCGUUCUGAAGCCCUCAAUGAUGCCACUAAGCGAGCCACUGAUUUCGAUAAGAAGGUCCAUGAUCUCCUCGAUUGGCUUGUGGAGACGGAA
Cylicostephanus goldi is the source of this 1128-nucleotide messenger RNA. The record is from the annotation of a GenBank genome assembly. Lineage: Eukaryota; Metazoa; Nematoda; Chromadorea; Rhabditida; Strongylidae.